UGUGGUCACCUGCUAAAAGGGAAGGGGCUGAUUCUCAAAGGUAAAGGGUAAAGAUCAUUUCCCAGAACAUGUGCCAUGUGCCGUGUCCUCUUCAGUUCAGAUUCAGACACUAGUAAAUUGUUCUCCUGUUUCCUGAGAUACACCUAGAGAUGCACUUUUCACUUGGUGGAUUUAUUAGAAGAUGUCAUGUGUCCUCAUUUACAAUUGGCAGAAUGAUGAGAAGUCAAGAAGAUGAAUUCAUCACUGUAAGAGUUCAGGAUCCUCGUGUGAUGAAUGAGGGAUCCUGGAACUCGUAUGUGGACUUCAAGAUUUUUCUUCAUACCAACAGCAAGGCUUUCACAGCUAAAACCUCCUGUGUGCGUCGGCGAUAUAGUGAGUUUGUGUGGCUGAAGAGGAAACUGCAGAAGAAUGCUGGUCUGGUACCUGUUCCUAACCUGCCUGGAAAGUCUUUCAUCCACUUUAACAACACAGACUUCCUUGAAAAGCGGAGAGAGGGUUUACAGAGCUUCCUGGACAAGGUGGUGCACAUGACAGUAUGCCUGUCCGACAGCCAGCUCCAUCUUUUUCUGCAGACUCAGCUUCCUGUUGGUCACAUUCAAGACUGUGUGAAGGGUCACACUCCUUUCAGCGUGACUGACGCCAUCCUCACGUAUGCCUCGUCCAAUCGUGGCUGGGCUCAAGAAGAAGAAGAUGGGCCAAUAGAACCAUGCCCUGCACCAAUUUCUUAUGAAUCAAUUGAAAGCCCUUCUCCAAACAUCAUCUCUUUACAACAUCAAGAAGGAGCUGCAAAUGAUCCUGACUUAAACUCUGUUGAUUUAAGUGUGCAAGAAGACGACACAACUUUACAUAAUGUUGCUCAUAGAGAUGACCAGUUAGAAAGAAUAAAGGACAGGGAAAUUAAUGGACAUCUGGAGGUGGAGGUUCAUCAACACGUUGCUAUUUUGGACACCCAAAACACUAAUGAAGAACACGGUAUCUGUAUUCUGGAUGCACAAACACAAAUACAUGACAACACCAAGGACACAAAUGGUAAUGGAGUUGGAUAUGUGGUCUCGCAGGCACCCGCUGCAGGGGAUAAAUCUCAGCUGAACCAUGUAGCUAGUAAUAAAAAAUUGGUCGACUUUAUUUUCUAACCAUAUUUGCUGUUCUGGGGAGCAUAUUCUAAAUAAAAGAAAAUCUAUAUAAUGAUUUAAACUUAA
Messenger RNA from Silurus meridionalis, 1199 nucleotides. RefSeq names its product sorting nexin 11 (gene snx11). Gene Ontology annotation, biological process: intracellular protein transport. Bases 150 to 1133 code for a protein of 327 amino acids. Lineage: Eukaryota; Metazoa; Chordata; Actinopteri; Siluriformes; Siluridae. Gene Ontology annotation, molecular function: phosphatidylinositol binding. The record is from RefSeq and is a predicted model, not a curated record. The transcript is spliced from 7 exons.